CAACUCUCGUUUCUCUCGUCGAUUCGAGUCCUCCCUCGACUGCCUUGCCAUCUUCCGAGUUCUCCGAGCUCCUCUGCAGCCUGCGUCAUGGCCUCGCCCACUCAGCCUGAGCGCCGCUGGGACGGGCUCCCGGAUGAGAUCCUGCUCCAGAUCCUCUGCUAUCUCGAACCUCACAACCUACCCAGGCUUCAACUCGUCUCACGCAGACUCAGAGAAGUCUGUCUUGACCAUGAGCUGUGGAAACGCCACUGUUUCGAGCGUUCACCAUGGUAUCACUUUCUCCAGAACCGCCGGAAGAUCUUUGCUACUUCUGCCGAGUCCAAGCUGGGCAAGGCUAAAGACCCAGAUGUAAGCGACUAUGAUCUACUCCCAGACGCAGAUGAACCCCCUCGGCCGGCCAAGGUGCAUCUCAAGUUCCUCCAGGAUAUGGCCAACUGGGACCCAGCAUUCCCUGGUGAGCAUGUCUCGUGGUAUGACGAGUACAUUCAACGCCAGGGCCCAACAUGUGUCAACUGGCUGGAGACGCCGCGUGUCAGAGUUGGCGGUUUGCAGCACCUCAUCGAGGUCAGGGGCAUGGCCCUCUACAACCCAAACAACGGAGACGACGGCCUUGGCAGCCUCUUGGCCGUCUCCCCCUUGGAUGAUGGGUCCGUCUGCCUGUGGGAUGUCAACGGAAGCCGAGGGAAAAGGGGAGGAAUCGUGGCCACGAGCCGACCCGACAUUCUCUUCUUUGACGGCCGGGGAGAUCAGAACACGAGGCGGUCCAAGAAGAUCGACACGGGUGUCACAGAGUGUGUUAGCGUCAGCAACAGCAACCACAAGGCUGUCUUUGCUGUGCAGAGUCACCUCAUCGAAGUCGAUCUCAACCGUCUUGAGGUAGUCAAGCGAGAUUCCUUCGAGUGGUCCAUCACAACCUUGUCACAGAUCCAAGACGGAGUACCCUUGACCGUGGGCACCUCAUUGGGCAUCCAUCUACACGACUUUAGAGCACCAUCCAAGGUGCACGAUGAGGUUGUGGAGCGUCUCGAUGGUAGCAGCAGCCUGGAGGAAGAUAAUCCCUUCAAGGCCAUCUUUGACCCAAACCCACUGCCGCCGUACGCCUCACUGUCUCAGCCAACGCCGACCAGCAUUCUCCACCUGCCCCGGCCGGCGGGCGAUGAGAUGGUGUCGGACGACAUCUACGUGUCGGGACGGUUUUCCAAUAUUCUGCAUUACGAUCGACGCCAGUUUCCCAAGAUCAUGGGCUCCAUCUACUCGGGAUCGAGGCUCUCCAGCCUGGCAGCCCUGCCUUACCCCUUCUCUACGGUGGAUCACGAGGUACGCCGUCGGGGCGAGCUCUCGGCCGAGAGAGUUGAAGAGUGCAAGACGUCUGAGAAUGGCCGUACGCUGAUUGCCGGCGGAGAGUACAAGACCAAGGGUUCUCUGGAGCUGUAUGGCCUGGGGUCUGUAGACCUGUCAAGCGACGGGCCUGUCCAGCAAAACUCUACCAUGAAGAACCGCUACACGGCGGCUUCGUCCAUCAUCUUGUCGGUAAUCAACCACGGGACCAAGAUUGCCUUUUCGGACGGGGCCGGGCAAAUCAAGUGGUUCGAGAGGGACGGAUACACCGAGUGCCGACGGAUCAAGAUCGGGCACAGCGACGUGCAGACGCAGGCGUCGCUCUUUGCCUCGAUGCCGGGCUCCGACGACCUCGCGCGCAAGAUCCUGUCGACCAAGCGCCGGUCCAAGCCGGACCGGCCCAACGAGGACAACGUCCUGUUCUGGACGGGGGAGAAGCUGGGGAUGAUCAGUUUCACGGGGGCUCCGCUCUUCGCGCCGGAGGACUUUGACGAGGACAGGGCCGGGGAGGCUGCGGAGGAGGAGCAGAAGAGACGGGUGUAUUCGCAGCGGAUGCGGGAGGCUCUGGAACGGCAGGCUGACGAGGCACGGUUCGUGCAAGGUCUUGGGCUGGCAGAGUGA
This is a messenger RNA of Fusarium falciforme, 1959 nucleotides long. Its product is annotated as F-box domain-containing protein. Gene Ontology annotation, molecular function: protein binding. The record is from RefSeq and is a predicted model, not a curated record. NCBI's taxonomy places the organism in Eukaryota, Fungi, Ascomycota, Sordariomycetes, Hypocreales, Nectriaceae. The transcript has 3 exons. Bases 88 to 1959 code for a protein of 623 amino acids. Gene Ontology annotation, biological process: protein polyubiquitination.